Molecule: messenger RNA, 5953 nt
Organism: Anguilla rostrata (American eel)
Lineage: Eukaryota; Metazoa; Chordata; Actinopteri; Anguilliformes; Anguillidae
Gene: snx27a
Product: sorting nexin 27a
Exons: 14
Coding region: 147-1853 (568 amino acids)
Biological process (GO): signal transduction; intracellular protein transport; endocytic recycling
Cellular component (GO): early endosome
Molecular function (GO): phosphatidylinositol-3-phosphate binding; protein binding
Source: RefSeq, a predicted model, not a curated record
CAAGCGACUGGAGUCGGGAAGAAAAAAGGGUUGUCUUGUGAUGGUGGGGCGGGUCAACAGUAUUGGGUCUACACAGCUAGCCGUCGCCUAUUCAAUGUAUUACUGAAAAGUGAGAGGGAUAAAAGUGGAGGGGUUGAAACAAAAAUAUGGCGAAUGUCGAAGGAGAUGAAAUUCGUCCGGCGUCCCCGUCGCUGGUUGCACCGUCGUCUCGAAACGGAUCCGGUAUUGGUUCAGCUGCAGUCAGUCCUGAAGGCCAAACGGCGACCACGAUUACGUCGGGUCCACGGAUGGUACGAAUUGUCAAGUCGGAUUCGGGCUAUGGAUUCAACGUUCGGGGACAAGUUAGUGAAGGAGGGCAACUACGGAGCAUUAACGGGGAAUUGUAUGCCCCUCUUCAACACGUCAGUGCUGUUUUACCGGGAGGGGCAGCAGACAGAGCUGGCAUCGUCAAGGGAGACCGGAUUCUGGAAGUGAACGGCGUCAGCGUGGAGGGGGCCACGCACAAGCAGGUGGUGGACCUGAUCCGGGCCGGGGAGCGGGAGCUGGUGCUGGCCGUGCUGUCGGUCCCGCCCCUGGAGGCGGACGGGCUGGACCAGGGGGAUGAGGGCGGCGGCCAGCCCUGCUACGACUACAGCGACAAGCAGGCCGUGCCCAUCUCCGUGCCGACGUACAAGCACGUGGAGCAGAACGGCGAGAAGUUCGUGGUGUACAACGUGUACAUGGCCGGACGGCAGCUGUGCUCGAAGCGCUACCGGGAGUUCGCCAUCCUCAACCAGAACCUGAAGAGGGAGUUCGGCAGCUUCAGCUUCCCCAAAAUCCCCGGGAAGUGGCCCUUCUCCCUGUCCGAGCAGCAGCUGGACGCCCGUAGGAGGGGUCUGGAGGAGUACCUGGAGAAAGUGUGCUCAGUACGGGUGAUUGGGGAGAGUGACAUCAUGCAGGAGUUCUUGUCUGAAUCGGAUGAAAACUUCAAUGGCGUGUCGGACGUGGAGCUGCGCGUGGCUUUGCCAGACAAGACCACCGUGUCUGUGAGGCUGCGCAAGAACAGCACCACUGACCAGGUGUACCAGGCAGUAGUAAUGAAGGUGGGGAUGGACAGCAUCACGGCCAGUUACUUCGCCCUCUUUGAGGUCAUCAACCACUCCUUCAUGCGCAAGCUGGCCCCCAACGAGUUCCCGCACAAGCUGUACGUGCAGAACUACACCUCGGCCGGCCCGGGCACCUGCCUCACACUGCGCAAGUGGCUCUUCACCAUCGAGGAGGAGGUCCUGCUCAGCGACAACGAGCUGGCCAUACACUACUGCUUCCACCAGGCCCAGGAUGACGUGAAGAGGGGAUCUAUCAAAGCGGACGACAAGUCUUACCAGCUGCAGAAGCUGGCCGAGCAGAGCAAGACGAUCAUGUACCUGAGCAUGCUGCGCUCGUGCGAGGGCUACAACGAGAUCAUCUUCCCGCACUGCUCGUGCGACUCGCGCCGCAAGGGCCACGUGGUCGCCGCCAUCAGCAUCCGCCACUUCAAACUGCACGCCUGCACCGAGGAAGGCACCAUGGAGAACCAGGUGAUCGUGUUCGAGUGGGGCGAGAUGCAGCGCUGGGACACGGACGAGGAGGGCAUGGCCUUCUGCUUCGAGUACGCACGGGGCGAGAAGAAGCCGCGCUGGGUCAAGAUCUUCACUCCAUACUUCAAUUACAUGCAGGAGUGUUUCGAGAGGGUCUUCUGCGAGCUCAAGUGGAGGAAAGAGGUGGAAGAGGAGGCUACAGACAAGGACAACAAGAACUGCGGUAAAGAUGAGUACCUUCCGUCCGUCGAGCCGCAGAAGGGAUGGCGACACGUGGGGAGCGAGAUCGCCACCUAGGCGCGGAACGCCGACCCGACGCAACGUAAACGCAAACGCAACGUAAACGCAACGCAGCCGCAACGCAACAGUCACCAUCCACAAACCGCCAGCCCCCGGAGGAGAACGCAGAAGCGGGAGAGAGAGAGAGAGAGAGAGAGAGAAAGAGAGAAAGAAAAUAAACGAUCCGGGAUCGCGAAACCCCAAGAAACCCCUCGCUUGCGUGCGGAGGAACCGGAAACCGCGAGGGACGUACGCAUCAUCACAAGUUUUUUUUUUUUUAAAACAAAUUAAUAUUCAUUAGAACCAUAAUGUCACUUCGCUUCGAGGGGCUGGACUCAACGUUGUGAUGUUUUUUUUUUUUUUUUUUUUGUGUGCAUUGUGAUUGGUCGAGGAAACGAAGCAUCCCACGAUACCGUUUGGUCAGUAAAUAGAAUUUAGACGGUGGUUUAGAGGAGACGGACAUCUGCAGUGUGAUUGGUCGAGGGGGAAACCCGGCCUCUGACGCGAUUGGUCCAGACCGUUGUGAAUAUGUACCUCUUAAACUUUGGGACCUGUAUGGCGUAGGGAAGUAGCGAAGGUAAAGGAGAAGGGAGAGAGAAGAAGAAGCGGAAGAAAGAAAUAAGAGAAGAAAUCCCGUAUUCCCAACGAAAAAGGACAGUAUGGAGGGGUGACAAUUCAGAAAUGAAGGCAGGGAGGGGGGGAUGGAGGGAGGGAGGGAGGGAGGCUGGAAACUACUUCUGAAAUUAUAAAGGAAAGAAGUAGAACUAAUAUUUGUUGAAUAAAAACUAACAGCGUUAAAAAAAAUAAAAAAAAACUAGUGCUGGUCGAAGCUGGUGAGCCAUUUCCACUACUCUGUUUGCAAUGGAUGCGCUUUCGCUGAACUAACACGCAGGGAAAAUGUAGUUCCUCACCGACCAACAUUUUUACUUUUGGUAAAACACAUUCCCUCUAAGUAUUUAUGGAGGCAAUUUAGCUAAAUUAUGUUGCUGUAAAAAAAAAAAACAAAAAGAGAUAAGUGACAGUGUAAAUUAUGCUGGGUAGGGUGGCCUGUGGGAAGAAAAAAAAAAAACAGGUGAACGGGCCGUUGAGAGGGAGAAGGAGAAGUGUUUUUUGCCGUUUAACAUAAUAUCAGAGAAGAAGAGUUACGGAAGGGAUAACAUGAGAGGCGCUCCUGGAGCUGUAGUACCUACGGUAGCCACCAGGGGGCGAGCUGCGCUUGGUCAAUGCGUUGAGCUUUGAAAGGGAAGUCUUUCCCGCCUGAAUCCCUGAGGUUCCUCCUCCUGGUGUGUGUGUCUCGCGAACAGUGUUCUGUGUUCAGUGUGUCUGCCUACACGGGAGGUUUGUGUGUGUGUGUGUGUGUGUGUGUGAGCGCUUUCUGAUUCAGCAUUCGGUGUCAGGACUCUCGUGUGUCGUUUGUAUUUUUAGUGAUUAAUUACAGAAGGAAGCUGCAGCCAGCUUGUGUAGAGCUCCGUUGGGGUUCCCCCGGACAGACUUGUCGGGGCAGUGGACGGGAAUCGAUCGUUUCGGGGGGGUGUCCUGUCCCUGGCGGCAAUCCAACGGGCGGACAGCCGAGGAGAAGGGAGGGAAGGAGGGAGGGAAGACGUAUGGAGGAGGAGUGGCUGCCAAUACUGAGAGACAGACAGAGAGAUAGAGAGAGGGAUUGAGGGCUUGUUCCGAUCGCUUGUUUUCACUCUUCGCGUCCUUUCCUCGUUGCUUAGCGCCACCUGACGGAGGACGCAGGGAAAGGAAACGAGGACGGAGGAAUCGAGGAAACGCGUGUCAGGCACACGGAACAUCUUUAUUCAGCCGAGCGCCAGUCUGAAGCCACGUCUGUUGCAGACGCGGCAGGUGGGGAGAGGUGGAUCCACAGGUGGAUCGUUUGUACGCCACGCGUUCAGGGGAGACCUCUGCACAGGACGCGCUUGUGCAUCCUCGCCGAAGCAUCCUUGGGGGACUCCUCCAAGGAACAUCUUUAAAGAUGGCGGCCCUCGAUCGAUUUCAGGGUCACGCGAGGACCGAGGAGAUGAGGACGGAUAAAAGGAGUGAUUGGAAUGAGACAGAGAGAGAGGGUGAGCGAAUCAGAGAGAGAGAGAGAGAGAGAGUGGGUCAGAGAGAGAGAGAGAGGGUGAGAGGGUCAGAGAGAGAGAGAGGGUGAGCAUGAGCGAGAGAGUGAGAGGGUGAGCAAGUCAGAGAGAGAGAGACAGAUGGUCUGAUCUGUUUCAUGGAGAUAUCCCCAUCGGUAGGCCCAAAUCCACGCCGUUUCUACGCCCCCCCUGGUGCUUUUAACAGCCCCCGCCCUCAUGGUCCCGCUGUGGGGCUGGUGAAUGUGGCUAACGGGCCCCCCCCCCUCCAGGCCCUCGGGCCCCCAGGACCAGGAGGCUUCCGCAGGGCUGCUUUAGACGUUAGCGUUAGCGCCUGGUCCUGCGGCCGCGGGAAGCGAAGCUGCAUUGAACCGUUCCGCUGCUCGUACGGUCCAGGGCUGCCAGUCUGGGCCCCGGGGAGCAGCUGUGGAGUCCAGCAGAUCUCACUGCCUCCUGAGGUAACCUGGCAACAGAAACAACAAAAAGAAGUUGACACCCCCCCCCCCCCCCAAAACUCCAGCAGUGAUCUCAUCAAGAUGAUCCCUUGAUUAGUAUUCAUUUUGUAACACUCAUUUGUGUCCCGAGGUAGAUUGGCGGCCUGUCCAGGGUGUAUCCCUGCCUCUCGCCCAACGCACCCUGCCCAGGGUAAGCGGGUAUAGGUAACGGUUGGAUGAAUACUCAUUUGCAUACACGGCCCCGCCCUCUCCCUGUGUGUGGGCGUCGUCUUUGUGCAUCCUCUCUGUCUCGGACUUCGUUCGUUGUUCCCAGUAAAUGCAUAUAACACAUGGACCCUGGGUCAGACUUUCUGUACCAACGUACACCCACACACACACCCACAUACAGACGCACACACACACACACCCACCCACACACACACACGCACACACACACAUACAGACACACACACACACACCCACAUACAGACACACACACGCACACCCACCCAUCCCCACACACACACACAUACGCACACGCACACGCACACCCACCCAUCCCCACACACACACACAUACGCACACACACACGCACACCCACCCAUCCCCACCCACAUACACACACACGCACACACACACACACACACUCUCCGGACUCCCAGCGUGGGACGCGGCGGCUCGGCGGACGGUCGUCAUGGCGACGGGAGGAAACAGAGCCGCGCGCUUCCUCCGCCUCUGCGCGCGUCCCUCGGAAACGGCGGGGGCGCGUCGGGACACGUCUCGGCCGAGCCAGGGCUCGGGCUCGCCCCCCCCCCCCCCGCCCCCCCCCCCCCCCCCCGAGCCAAACGCUGUGAUGGCCAUCAGCCGGCCAAGCCAGGGCUGCAGAUUUUCUAACAGUGGUGCGGCCCCCCCCCCCUUCCCGAAACGCUGUGAUACGGACUCCGCGGAGUCCGGGCGUCCUCUCGAACCCUGCGGAGUGUCCGGCCGGCCGAGCGACCUUCGCUCUCGAUCACGUUCGCGGGGGAGCGGUUCGGUCGUAAACGCAGUCUUACGAACGUCGUGCGCUCGGGGUGAAUGAUUUCUGAAUACGCGACUCACUAAAGAGGGCUUUCCUCUUACUAGUCAGUGCUUGGAGUGUGUGUGUGUGUGUGUGUGUGUACAGUAUCUGUGUUCAGCUGUAGAGACUUUUAAGGCUGAGAAUUAUUAUGUUACAUGGAGUGAAUCCAUUCUUUUUCUCUCGAAACGAAAUGGUUUGUUUUAAUUUAUGCCGGCGAAAUUGUAAAGGCGACAUAAAACUUAAUCGUGUAGAGUUUCCCUUUUUUUUGUUGUUGUUUUUUUCUUGGCGAGGGGGGGCGAGGGGGGUUCCUGAUGAACGUAAACAGCGCGGCGAGAUCUAACAGAAACACGAGGCACGUUCCAUUCUCUCAUUCGAGUCACGCCCAACUAACAAGCCUGUUUUUUUUUGAACGAGAAGAGAAAUCUCGCAGGGAUUCUGCAAAAAGCUAACUCACCGCUAGAAGAAAAAAAAAUGUUUGAUAAUGUCACUUAGUGUAAUAAAUUGUAACAUAUUAUUUUAAAUAAAUUGAUUUAUUGAUGAAAAUGA